CGUGUACACCACCGAAACGAUCGAAAUACUUGAGUAAAGCCAGCCAAUCGGUGUCGCACGAUCUGCACAGGAAAUCCAGGGCAACUGCUAUAUAUAAUGUAUAAAAAUUAUUGUAAUCAGUUGGAACAGCAGAAACAACCUCAGCAAGAAAAAAUGUCCGACCUCGCCGAAUUGUGGAAGAAAUUGAGUGGAGCCAAAUAUCCAGAUGAAUGCAAAUCUCUACUUAAACAAUGUUUAACACAGGAAUUGUUUGAUCAAUUGAAGGAUAAGAAAACUUCACUAAAUGGAACUUUAGCAGACUGCAUUCGUUCAGGAGCCAAGAAUUUGGACAGCGGGGUCGGACUGUAUGCAUGUGAUCCAGAGGCAUACACCACAUUUAAACCAUUGUUCGAUGCCGUCAUCAAGAUGUACCACAAGGUUGACACCAUUAACCAUCCAAAACCCGACUUUGGAGACAUCUCAAAACUUGACUUCGGAGAUAUCGACCCCAGCGGUGAAAUGAUCGUAUCCACCAGAGUUCGUGUCGGCAGAAGUCACGAUGGUUACUCAUUCCCUCCAUGCUCAAACAAAGAGGCAAGAAUUGAUAUGUUGAAAAAGACUGAGGAAGCUUGUGCUACACUCCCAGGUGAGCUGGCCGGCAAAAUGUACCGUCUAGAAGGCAUGUCAAAGACCGACGAACAACAACUUAUUGAUGAUCACUUUCUGUUUAAAAAUGACGACAGAAUGUUGGGUGAUGCUGGAGGCUAUGCAGACUGGCCUAUUGGUAGAGGUAUCUUCCACAACCCCAAGAAAACAUUCUUAGUGUGGGUUAACGAGGAGGACCAUUUACGUUUCAUUUCCAUGCAGAUGGGUGGUAACCUCGGUGAAGUUUACAAACGAUUAGUCAGCGGCAUUCAAGAAUUAGAAAAGAAGCUGACCUUUGCCAAGAAGGAUGGUUAUGGUUACUUGACCUUCUGUCCAACUAACUUAGGAACAACAUGCAGAGCCAGUGUACACAUUAGAAUUCCAAAACUCUCAAAGUUACCAGAGUUUAAAGAAUUCUGUGAAAAACUCAAUCUCCAACCCAGAGGUAUCCACGGUGAACACACAGAAAGUGUAGGUGGUGUAUUUGACAUUUCCAACAAACGUCGUUUGGGUCUCACUGAAUAUGAAGCCAUCCAGGAAAUGAGAAAAGGAGUAGAAGAGAUCAUUAAGAAGGAGAAAUCCUUGUAAAGAAAACGAACUUUAGUCCCUCCAUACUGUUUUUCAUCCAUAGUGUGUUAUUAAUGGGCUAGUCAUGAGUGAUAUAAUGUUCCAAUCUCAGAAUCCCAGACAUCGAAGAGGAUUAUUGGACCUUUUUCCUAACAUAGAUCUUGCUCCUUGUGGGCAUUCUUAUAGCAGCAUUUUAUAUGUUCUUUGUCUAGACCCAAAAUAUUGUGUGAUAUUUUUCUAUUAUUAUUUUUUUCACUUGUUAACAAGAAUUAUUUAUUGUUGUUAAAUGGAAACCGACCUACUGCAACAAAAUGGUUCUGGUGCAACCAUUUUUCAAUUAAAAAAGAGAAAAAUAAAAAAAUAUGAAAAUGUA
Molecule: messenger RNA, 1564 nt
Organism: Mytilus trossulus (common blue mussel)
Lineage: Eukaryota; Metazoa; Mollusca; Bivalvia; Mytilida; Mytilidae
Product: arginine kinase-like
Exons: 6
Coding region: 97-1212 (371 amino acids)
Biological process (GO): phosphocreatine biosynthetic process
Molecular function (GO): creatine kinase activity
Source: RefSeq, a predicted model, not a curated record